AUGGCCGAGCACCUGGAGCUGCUGGCAGAGAUGCCCACGGUGGGCAGGAUGAGCACACAGGAGCGGCUGAAGCACGCCCAGAAGCGACGUGCCCAGCAGGUGAAGAUGUGGGCCCAGGCCGAGAAGGAGGCCCAUGGCAGGAGGGGCCAGCGGACGCAGUCACAGGAGGCGGCUGGCGGCCGGCCACAGAAGCGGGUCCUCUUCCCCCCCAGCGUUGCCCUUCUGGAGGCGGCUGCCCGGAAUGACCUGGAGGAAGUCCGCCAGUUGCUCGAGAGUGGGGUCAGCCCUGACCUGGCCAAUGAGGACGGCCUGACCGCCUUGCAUCAGAGCUGCAUUGAUGACUUCCGGGAGAUGGUGCAGCAGCUCCUGGAGGCUGGGGCCAAGGUCAAUGCCCGUGACAGUGAGUGCUGGACACCCUUGCACGCCGCAGCCACCUGUGGCCACCUGCACCUGGUGGAGCUGCUCAUUGCUGGUGGUGCCGACCUCCUGGCAGUCAACACGGACGGGAACAUGCCCUAUGACCUGUGUGAGGACGAGCAGACACUGGACUGCCUGGAGACAGCCAUGGCCAGCCGUGGCAUCACCCAGGACAGCAUCGAGCGGGCCCGGGCCUUGCCCGAGCUGCAUAUGCUGGAGGACAUCCGGAGCCUGCUGCAGGAGGGGGCAGACCUCAAUGCCCCCAGGGACCAUGGCGCCACGCUGCUACACAUCGCCGCGGCCAGCGGGUUCGGCGAGGCGGCUGCCCUGCUGCUGGAACACGGGGCCAGCCUGAACACCAAGGACCGCGACGGCUGGGAGCCACUGCACGCAGCGGCCUACUGGGGCCAGGUGCACCUGGUGGAGCUGCUCGUGGCACACGGGGCUGACCUGAACGGCAAAUCCCUGAUGGACGAGACGCCUCUCGACGUGUGCGGGGACGAGGAGGUGCGGGCCAAGCUGCUGGAGCUGAAACACAAGCACGACGCGCUCCUGCGCGCCCAGGGCCGCCAGCGUUCUCUGCUGCGUCGACGCACCUCUAGCGCCGGCAGCCGGGGGAAGGUGGUGAGGCGGGUGAGCCUGACCCAGCGCACCAGCCUGUACCGCAAGGAGCACGCCCAGGAGGCCAUCGUAUGGCAACAGCCCCCGCCUACCAGCCCGGAGCCGUCCGAGGAGGAUGAGGACCGCCAGACAGACGCGGAGCUCCGGCGGCCGCCCCCAGAAGAGGAGGAGCCAGAGGCGGCCAAGCAGCACAACGGCCGAGUGGGGGCGCCCCCCGGGCGGCACCUGUACUCCAAGCGGCUGGACCGAAGUGUCUCCUACCAGCUGAGCCCCCUGGAGAGCACCACCCCUGACGCCCUGGCCCAGGCCAAGGCCCCCCACACCCUGGCAGAGCUGAAGCGUCAGCGGGCUGCCGCUAAGCUGCAGCGACCCCAGCCUGAGGGCCUCGAGGCCGCUGAGUCUGAACUGCCUGUGGACACUGAGACCCCCCCGCUGGAGUGUGGCUCUGGGGCUGGUGGAGACCCACCCCUGCUCAGACUCACAGCCCCCUCAGAAGAAGCCCGCGUGGAGAAGAGGCCGUGCUGCCUGCUCAUGUGA
Lipotes vexillifer (Yangtze River dolphin) is the source of this 1575-nucleotide messenger RNA. It is a transcript of the gene PPP1R16A, whose product is annotated as protein phosphatase 1 regulatory subunit 16A. Gene Ontology annotation, cellular component: cytoplasm. NCBI's taxonomy places the organism in Eukaryota, Metazoa, Chordata, Mammalia, Artiodactyla, Lipotidae. The transcript is spliced from 10 exons. The record is from RefSeq and is a predicted model, not a curated record. Gene Ontology annotation, molecular function: enzyme inhibitor activity; protein binding; myosin phosphatase regulator activity. Bases 1 to 1575 code for a protein of 524 amino acids.